AGCAUCGCCAUCCAUCCUCCAUUCCACAACUCGUGGAGCUCAACUAACUCCGAUACCAAACCCUCCAAUGGUACCAAAAUUAAUAUCCCCUUUCUCCCGUUGACAGCAUGAAGCCACCGCCUCUUAAAAGCUCUUCCUCCCUCGCCUCCAUCUCCCUCACCCCCACCAGACCCCUCCCUUCCCCAAAUUCCCACCUGCAAACCCUCCCUCCAGAGCCAGGUCGUACCUUCUCUUCUCCGAAUCCCACCAUCCUCCCUCCAUCUACGGCGUCCGAAUCCCUACUUUUACCUCCGAAACCUCUCUCUUUCUCUCCUCUCACCCCCGAAAACCCUCAUCAAACACCACCGAAACCCCGGCUUCUUUCCAUUCUAAUCCCUAAAACCGGAUCCUCCUCCUCUUGUCCCCAAAACACACCUCGGAGACCGCCAGAAUUCAUCCCGAGAUCGAAUCUUUUCGCUCUGAAACCACCUCAUUCCUCCUCCAAAAUCAGACCUUUCUCCUCUUUUCGCCAAGAACUGCUGCAGAAUCCACCGGAAUUCAUCAAAAGAUCGAAUCUUGUUGCUCCGAAGCCACCACAUUUACCCACCCGAAUCAGACCCUUCUCCUCUUUUAGCCGAGACCAACAUCAGAAACCACCAGAAUUCAUUCAAAGAUCGAAUUUUUUGGCCUCAAAAUCGCCCAAUUUCUCCCCCGGAACCAGGCGCUUAUCUUUCAUUGGCCAAAAACCAUCUGAGGAAUCACCUCCGGACUCCAUGGCUCCUGGCUCUUCUCCCAUUCGAGUGGUUUCGACUUUUGCCUCACCAUUUGAUAGCUCUCCUCCGCACAUCAAUGCAAGCUCAUCAAUUAGGAAGCCACUCAGCUUGUGGCCCGGCAUGUAUCACUCCCCCGUGACCAAUGCCCUCUGGGAGGCCCGGUCGAGCAUUUUCGAAAGGCUGCUUGACCCUUCCAAGGACGGCCCUCCACAGACUGAAUUGCUCACAAGGACGCCGUCGCAGAGCCGGACGAGCAUUAUAUACAACUUUUCUAGUGAUUAUAUCCUCAGGGAGCAGUACCGGGAUCCAUGGAAUGAGGUCAGAAUAGGGAAGCUGCUCGAGGAUCUCGAUGCGCUUGCUGGAACCAUCGCUGUGAAGCACUGCUCCGAUGAUGAUAGCACAACAAGACCUCUUUUAUUGGUUACCGCUUCUGUAGACAAGAUGGUUUUAAAGAAGCCAUUGCGUGUAGACACGGAUCUGAAAAUAGAAGGUGCUGUUACAUGGGUUGGUCGUUCAUCCAUUGAGAUACAGAUUGAAGUUACUCAGUCUCAACAAGAUAACUCGAUACCAUCAGAAUCCAUAGCUCUGACUGCAAAUUUCACAUUUGUUGCACGUGAUUCAAAGACUGGUAAAUCUGCUCCUGUAAACCGCCUGACACCGGAGACUGAAUCAGAAAAGUUGCUUUACAAAGAAGCAGAAGCAAGGGAUAAAUGGAGGAAAAGGAAGAGAGAAGAACAGAGAAGAGAAACUGAGAAUGGUGGGCACAGAUUUCAUGGCGAGAAACUAAAGAUUUUGUUGGCAGAGGGGCGUGUCUUCUGUGAUUUGCCUGCUUUAGCAGAUAGAGACAGCAUUCUGAUGAGGGAUACCAGCCUCGAGAAUUCUCUGAUUUGUCAACCUCAGCAGAGAAACCUCCAUGGACGAAUCUUUGGGGGCUUUUUGAUGAACCUAGCAUUUGAGCUAGCCUUUUCGACUGCAUACGCCUUUGUUGGACAGAUGCCUUGCUUUCUCGAAGUUGAUCAUGUUGAUUUCCUAAAACCUGUGGAUGUGGGAGACUUCUUACGUUUGAAGUCAUGCGUUCUGUAUACACAACUGGAGAAUCCACAGGAGCCUCUGAUCAAUAUUGAAGUUGUCGCUCAUGUAACAAGGCCUGAGCUCCGAACCAGUGAGGUAUCAAACACAUUCUACUUCACCUUCACUGUCAAUCCCAAUGCCUUGAAGAAUGGACUAAGAAUUCGCAAUGUUGUUCCAGCUACAGAAGAAGAAGCACGCCGGGUACUUGAGCGCAUUGAUGCUGAGACAAUGUUUAGUUAAUUCAUAAUCUAGCUAUCUUCUUUAGUGAAAGGAAAAAUGGAAGUUCCAGAAGUCGUGAUGCUUAAAUUUGAAUAAUGUAGCAGUAAAUAUGGAACACCAUGUGCUUUGAGAAAUCAAAGAAGGAUUCAUCUUAUCAUUUCAACUAGAUGCUAUACUAUUCUGAUGAGAAAGAUUUAAUGAAGCCAGUCAUUUUAAAUGUUA
Molecule: messenger RNA, 2264 nt
Organism: Elaeis guineensis (African oil palm)
Lineage: Eukaryota; Viridiplantae; Streptophyta; Magnoliopsida; Arecales; Arecaceae
Product: acyl-coenzyme A thioesterase 2, chloroplastic
Biological process (GO): acyl-CoA metabolic process
Molecular function (GO): fatty acyl-CoA hydrolase activity
Source: RefSeq, a predicted model, not a curated record